AUGUUAAAAUAUAUUUUGGUUUUCGUAGGGACAAUUUGUUUGUCCCAAGCUAAACAUGAAGAAUACAUUGGACAUUCUUUGUACGGAGUACAAGUAUAUACUAGAGAACAGGCUAACCUGUUGAUGGAGUUGGUCGAACGUUUGUACUUAGACGUAUGGACUUAUCCAAACCCUGAGACUGAGGGUCUCAUCCUAGUGGCUCCCGACAAGAAGCCGGAGUUUGAAGAUAACCUCACAGUUAUUAAUUCUACCUACAGAAUCGACACGGAAAAUAUUAAAGAAAAAUUGGACUUGGAAGACAAAUUGAUGGCCGAGGCUCAUAUUAAAAGCAAUGCCAGUAGAUCUGACAGAUUCGGUUUAUCGUUUGACGUCAUUCACCGUUGGGCAGUGGUAGACCGAUACCUCGUGGACGUAGCCAACAGGUUCCCAAGAGUAGCUCGCGUCGUCUCAGCUGGAAGAAGUGUUGAGGGUCGUGACAUUAAAUACUUGAGAUUAUCCACGGACAACUUCGCGAACAGGAAUAAACCAGUAAUCUUCAUCCAGUCUCUACUGCACGCCCGUGAAUGGGUCACCCUUCCUGUAACACUGUGGGCCAUUCAGGAAUUGGUGAUAAAUGUCACUGAACAGGAUCUCAUAAGAAACAUUGACUGGAUCAUUCUUCCAAUUGCCAAUCCUGAUGGAUAUGAGUUCUCUCACACGAGAACUCGUAUGUGGCGGAAAAACCGUCGUACAGGACACCACGCGUCUUGCGUCGGCGUGGAUCCAAACAGAAACUACGACUACUUCUGGGGAACAGCCUCCAGCAGGGAUCCAUGCAGUGAGACCUUCCACGGCCCCAGAGCCUUCUCGGAACCCGAGACCUUGGUCACCAGGAACAUCAUGAACUCAUUCAGGACCAGAAUUAGUUUGUACCUUGAUAUUCACAGUUUCGGAAGUAUGAUCCUCUUCGGUUUUGCUGCUCCUAGUCCCGGAAGGCUACCUCCAAAUCAUGCAACUUUGACUUCGGUAGGAAAUCAGAUGGCGCGGGCGAUUGAUCGCGUGAAAUGGGCCAGACAUCCGAAUUAUAGAGUUGGCAACAUUGCACAAUUACUCUUCGUCGCCUCCGGUGGAGGCACUGAUUGGGCUCAGGCGCUUCUUCCGAACAGGUUGUCAUUUGCUUAUGAACUACCAGCGCACAGAGGUCAGAGCAAUAUAAAUGGAUUCCUGGUUGAACCCGCUUUCAUAAGGCAAGCGGGUUUCGAAACAUGGCAGGGUAUUAAGGUUGCGGCGCGUUUCGUUGUUCGUAAUAGAGAACUAUUGCAGUAA
This is a messenger RNA of Pararge aegeria (speckled wood butterfly), 1305 nucleotides long. RefSeq names its product carboxypeptidase B-like. Bases 1 to 1305 code for a protein of 434 amino acids. Gene Ontology annotation, molecular function: zinc ion binding; metallocarboxypeptidase activity. NCBI's taxonomy places the organism in Eukaryota, Metazoa, Arthropoda, Insecta, Lepidoptera, Nymphalidae. Gene Ontology annotation, biological process: proteolysis. The transcript has 6 exons. The record is from RefSeq and is a predicted model, not a curated record.